Miscanthus lutarioriparius is the source of this 1038-nucleotide messenger RNA. Lineage: Eukaryota; Viridiplantae; Streptophyta; Magnoliopsida; Poales; Poaceae. The record is from the annotation of a GenBank genome assembly.
AUGAGGAGGGGCGAGGAGUUUGAAUUCGAUUUUCGGAUUGAGAAAGAGGUGCAGCAAUUGUUCAGGGACUGGGCAGAGGAGACAGUGGCUGAAUACUUCGAAUCACGUGAGCAUUGCCAAUAUUGGCACCGACUGCUUGCGUCAGGUGACUUCUUGUCAUUGAAUAGGGUGAGAGAUCAAUUGCCACCUGCCUUGGUGGACUCAUAUGAUAAAUUACAAGAGACAAUUGACAAGUUUUUUAUGCCCAUGGGAGGUCAUGACAUGACAGAACAAGAGGAGAGGCUAGCUGAGGAGGAAGAAGAGAAGCAAUAUGAGAAGAGGACUGUUGAGGAAUUGACAGAGCUUAAGAUGAGGGCCAAUGUGCCGAUAGAUCUUGUAAGGAAAACGGUAAAGCUUGCUGGAUUCACAAAUUCCAUGGGCCGGCCACGGCCAAUGAAGCUACUUCUCUGUUUGGAUGAUGCAGAUAUCAUCAGAUGGUAUGCUAGCGUUGGGAGGAGGUGGCUAGAUUUCUUCUGUUGUUGCCGUAACUUCAAGGUGGUCAAGACUGUUGUCACUUACCACUUGAGGUUCUGCUGCUUCUUGACACUAGCAGAGAAGCAUGAGUGCACUAAGAGGCAAGCAAUUAGCCAUUUUACAAAGGAUUUAAAGGUAGCAAAUGAUGAUGGAAUGGCAGAAGUGCACUUCCCAACAGAACGUGAGAUCAAAAUGAUGGGUGAUAAAAACUUGUCUGACCCAAAGCCUGUGGAUGGUGCCUUGACGAUGAUAUUGGUGAGAUUAGCAGUUGAUGGCACCUCCUAUCCAUGCCUAGCACAUUUUUGUGCAAAAACAGAAACUGUGCUUUACAGAAUACGUUUGCUGCAAAAUCGCCUAAAUAUUGAUCCAUUGAAUGAAAAGAAAUGGGUCAAUGGAUUAGGUGCUAUUCAUGAGAGUCUGAACAAGAAAUGUCUCCCCUUGUGCUCUAUGCAUGCAAGUGAUCUCUUUCUUGGCAAGAUCACUCUUCAAGAUAUUGACUGUACUCAAUUUGUUGAUGUGGAAUGA